AUGGCAAAGAAAAUUCCUUCAACCAAUUUGGAGGAUUUCGAUUUUUUUAACUUCCUUUUCUGGUCUGUGCCGGUUGGAGAGAGCUGUGGGUUUGACUCCAAAUGCGAGGAAACGCCGGAAAGAAAUUACUAUCACGGUUUCUACGGCUUAACAGCUGGAGAAGACUACACUUUCUACUUCCAAAGCGAAUCCGGAGGCGUUUUUGGCGAUGCCUUAGAGGUCAACCAACCCACUUAUACUGCCAACCAGGGUGCUGUUUUUGAAGCGAGCAGCGAGUGGCAACAAACUCAGAUCACGUGCUCAACCUCAUUUGAGCCGGGAACUGGAAGCAAACUUGUCUUUUCGUACAUCGGUGAAAACUCUGGAAAAACUUACAGCGAAGAAAAAGCAUACACCUCUUCAACUGUCCAAACUGUGUUCACUGACCUGAUGCCAGGGGAGAAAUACAACAUAACUGUGCGAGCAUACAGCAAAGGGCUAAUCCCCCUAGUGAAAAAUUUCACUCUCGAGGGCUUCACAAAACCCCCCACAAUAUCUAUCGUUUCCGAACCAGUGGUCAACCGGGUGGACUUCUCAGUAGACGUCGAGUGCUCUUUCGCCUUUGGAUACACAAAAGAGGUGAAGAUUACUGAGUUAGAUGGGAAGUUACCUGAUGUGGUCAUUCCAUUCACCAUUCAAAAGCAAGUAAUGCACAUUCCCGACUUCACUCCCGGAGACGUGCACCAUCUGCAACUCACACCCUACAGUCCCUACGACAUACCAGGAGAUGCGAUUUGGCUCAAUGUAUCAAUGUACACGGAUAACUUCACGGCAACAUUUGGUGUAAAUAGUGAGCAGAUUGAUGUGGUUACUAUGACUGUCUCCGGAACAGGCGAACACUUCAACAUUUCUGUUGUUGGGGAGGAGAACGAAGUCACCGACAACCCCCAACGAACUUUUGACUUCUCCCAGUUGAGUCGGAAUAACAGCUUUAAGGAUCUGAUGCCAGGAGAAAAUUACACAUUCACAAUCAGUUCUACCAGCAAAUCCGACCAAUACACUCAAGCACUGAGCCACUCGAGUGAGUUUGAGGUGAUAGCGACACCAAUUGAACCCCAACCUGUGCCUCAGAACUGGAAUGAUGAUUGUGAAAUCAUAGUGCCAUCAUACCCUGGAUACGGCCACAUCCCAAACGUUACCUGGAAUCUGAAAUACAGUGCUGGCCCAUACACUGUCGGUGUUGAGCUGGUUCAAGUUGGAAAAUGGACUGAUAUGAGGAUAUCGCCAGCAUUCCCAGAUGGGAGCCUUAUGGCAUCCAGCCAACAUGAAAUCACAGACAUCACAGAUCACUCGAAUGUACUCCUUGCGACGCCAAAUGCACCAAGCGGCUUCGUACCCGGCAGUGAUUACAUCCUUUUCCUGACAGCGCUCUCGCACGGUGUAUUGUCACUUGCCACUUCAUUUCCAAUCACUCUGUUCGAUGACGUCAUGUUACCUCCUGUGCCCAAUUACCCCGCUACUAGCAAAACAUUCGUCUGGUUGUCGCCAGGAGAUCCAGUCGAACCCGUAGAACCGGUGAUUGUCACCCAAGAUUGGCCGACCAAUGGGAUAUCUUCCUCGACUGUCACGGUCUUCUGGUCGCCAGGAAUGGAAAACAGUCACCAGGUGUUCAAUUUGGAUAAUCAGCCUCAAAGCACAGUUUCGCUCUACUACGACACUUUCUAUUGGGUUGUUCAAUUUUACGAGGCUCCGGGCAGACAGGGCCCUGAUUACGAGACUGAUUUCCUGCUUUUAAACCCAGUUAUUCUACCCAAAGUGUGUGACUCGGUCGAUUUUCCAGAUAGCCUUAUAGCCGGCGCUCCGGACGAGGUGGUUUGGUCCUACAAAUCUUCACACUCCACAGACAAGCUGCCUUUUGCCAAUUCGAUUGAUUUAGAAUGGGUCCUCCCCUCUAUCAUCACGAAGUGCGACCUUACGUUUGUGCAAUCCGAAACUAGCACCAUGAUGGCGGGGGCUACUAUACUCUCCUCUAAUCGAAACUUGGUUGAAAGCAGCAACAACUGGGACCCUGGACAUAAAUACUUGCAUGGCUUCCGCAUAAAAAUUUUAACGAGAAAACUAUAUUGGAACAACGCGAAGUUUUUGGUUUUCAUACUAAUUUUCAAGAGGGGUAUGUGA
This is a messenger RNA of Symsagittifera roscoffensis, 2157 nucleotides long. RefSeq lists its product as uncharacterized. Bases 1 to 2157 code for a protein of 718 amino acids. The record is from RefSeq and is a predicted model, not a curated record. The transcript has 10 exons. Lineage: Eukaryota; Metazoa; Xenacoelomorpha; Acoela; Convolutidae.